Messenger RNA from Trematomus bernacchii (emerald rockcod), 1763 nucleotides. RefSeq lists its product as uncharacterized. The transcript has 13 exons. Bases 659 to 1354 code for a protein of 231 amino acids. The record is from RefSeq and is a predicted model, not a curated record. NCBI's taxonomy places the organism in Eukaryota, Metazoa, Chordata, Actinopteri, Perciformes, Nototheniidae.
GUUCGUACAUGUUGUUUGGUCCGCUCACACUCUGACAUGGCUGUUCAUCUCGGCUUCCUUCUCAUUUUGACCGGACUCACAGGAAUUCACAGCAUAACUACAGUCAGUAAAGUGUCAGUGAGAGCUGGAGGUUCGAUCCACUAUCCCAUGUCUGUAUGAGUCAAAGUACACAAAGCAUGUGAAAUACUUGUGUAAAGGAUCUACUUGGAUCUCCUGCUCUUCCGUGAUUAAAACAAACCAACGAAAUUCAAGAAAGUUUUCCAUCUCUGAUGACAAAAAACAAAGAGUCUUCACUGUGACUAUAAAUGAUCUGACUGGAGAGGACACUGAUUAUUACUGGUGUGUUGUGGAGAUUAAAGGACCCGAUCUCAAAGAGUAUUUCCACCUGUCAGUCACUGGAGGUACACCCAGUCUCUACGUGGAUCAGCAAGAGAUUACAGGAUUUAAAGGAGAUAACAUAAACAUCAAGUGUCACUGUCAAAACUCUGGAGAAAGGAAGUGGUGCAGGCUCGGCGGCUCCUGUGUGACACGGUCUGGAUCAAUAGAUGGAACAAGAGUCGAGAUCAGUGCACGCAAGAAUGGUGUUUUCACUGUGACUCUGAGCGAACUGAGGACAGAGAGCAGCGGCUGGUAUUGGUGCGUUAAAGGAGACUUACAGAUGCCAGUGCACAUAACUGUUACUGAGAAACCUACAACUACAACAAGUCCUGCCACCCCUGAGCCUGUGAAGCACACCACUAGUUCUGCAGACCAACCACUUUCCACUGUUGAUGGUAAACAGCUAAGUGUUUCAGUAAUCUUGGAAGCCUUCAUCAUCCCUUUGAGUUUGCUGAUCUUCAUUGUUAUGGUGGCCAUGUUUAUCUGGUUUAUGUUCAAAAAGCACAGACAGACCAAAGACGAAUCCCCAGCCACAAUAAUUUCUAAUGCAGAAGUAACAUACAGUACUGUCAAGAAAAAGAGAAAGACAGGUCAGCUUGGUCUCGCUGAAGAGGAAGUAACAUACAGCGAUGUUAAACACAUGAGAAGAGCUUCAGAAAAGUGGUCAGAAGCUAAUGGAGAUGUGGACGUGAUGUACUCCUCUGUGGUCGCUGUAGAACGUCAAACUAAACAAAGGUCUAAUGCGGAAGUAACAUACAGUACUGUCAAGAAAAAGAGAAAGACAGGUCAGCUUGGUCUCGCUGAAGAGGAAGUAACAUACAGCGAUGUUAAACACAUGAGAAGAGCUUCAGAAAAGUGGUCAGAAGCUAAUAGAGAUGUGGACGUGAUGUACUCCUCUGUGGUCGCUGUAGAACGUCAAACUAAACAAAUGAUUCAAGCGGAAGAAGAUGAUGUAACAUACAGCAGGUUGGCUUAGCACCAGAAAACCCUGUGAAUGUUACCCCUACCCUACAUCUAUACCCAUCGCUGGAGGCUUGUUUUAGAUGACAGUCUUGCAACUUGCCGACAUCUGAUCUUUGGCUUUGCAGAAACCGCUUUCUUUUUUUCUUUUUUUUUCUCCCCUUCCCCUUUCUUCAUAUCCUUAAGCUCAAAAGAUUUUAUGCAUUGACAAAAGCUUUCUACACUCGUACACAAUGACCAAGCUCCUGAACAUGCAGGAGGAACCAAACAAAUCUUACAGGUUUUGUUUAAUUAUGUUUGUUCAUUUAUGUCUUGUGUUAUGUUUUUUUGUUGUUUAAUGUUUGAUGGAACAUGAAUGUUUAAAGUACAAAAUAAGUCAACUAAAAUAAACAUGAUAAUGCAAUAAAUCACAAGUUGAUAUUUCA